AUGCAGAUAUUUUAUCUUCUGUUCAUAUUUUUUCAUGUUGAGUUGGCUAUCGGUUUGAUCAGCGUCGAUUUGACUCACACGAUCAAAUCUACAAAUCCUGUUUUUCCCGGUUUAACUCCUUUUAAUUUCACCGAAACUCGAACAAGCUGGAGUCAAGAUGAUUCAAAGAUGUAUUAUUUCAAAGCAAAGAAUACUUUCAUAACUGAUGAGCACUUUGGUACUCACAUCGAUGCGCCAUAUCAUGGGUCAAAUACAUCAUGGACAAUCGAGCAGAUUCCAUUCGAACGUUUAGUAUCUAUUCAAGCAUUAAUUGUCGACGUAUCCGAAAAGAGUGAACGAAAUGCAAAUUAUCCCAUUGAAAUCGAAGAUCUUAAUGAAGAAGCUAUGAAAGGAGCAACUGGAUAUUUCGUUCUUUUGUUUUAUACGGGAAAGUCGAGAUUUUGGCCUAAUCAAAAAGACUUUGCUGGAGGUCAUACUAGAGAAGAACUUGCCUUUCCAGGGCUUAGUCCGCAAUUAGCUUCGUAUUUAACAACGAAAUAUUCGGGAAAACUUGUUGGAGUUGGCAUCGAUACUUUAUCAAUUGAUCCUGGUUCAUCCAAACAUUUUCAAGCUCAUCGAACGUUAUUCGAAAAGAAUAUCUAUGUUUUGGAAAAUGUGGCUGCAUUGAAUUUGGUUUUAGAACACCUCAAGAAUCAACCGCAAACAUUCUUUGCAUUCGAUGUGCUUCCAAUGAAAAUUGAGGGCGGUACUGGGGCACCAUGUCGAUUAGUAGCGCGAUUAGAAGAUUCUAGAAGAACUGGCGGUAAAUGGUUUGGAUUCCUUAUCUUUUGUUUAGUUAUUUCGACAAUUGGCAUCGCCCUCAAAGCAGUUUAUGAUUUGAAAUACAAUCCAACGAAAAAUUUCAACUAG
Molecule: messenger RNA, 909 nt
Organism: Adineta ricciae
Lineage: Eukaryota; Metazoa; Rotifera; Eurotatoria; Adinetida; Adinetidae
Source: the annotation of a GenBank genome assembly